Eriocheir sinensis (Chinese mitten crab) is the source of this 2398-nucleotide messenger RNA. RefSeq names its product protein O-linked-mannose beta-1,2-N-acetylglucosaminyltransferase 1-like. Gene Ontology annotation, biological process: protein O-linked glycosylation via N-acetylgalactosamine. The record is from RefSeq and is a predicted model, not a curated record. Bases 57 to 2228 code for a protein of 723 amino acids. NCBI's taxonomy places the organism in Eukaryota, Metazoa, Arthropoda, Malacostraca, Decapoda, Varunidae. Gene Ontology annotation, cellular component: Golgi membrane. Gene Ontology annotation, molecular function: beta-1,3-galactosyl-O-glycosyl-glycoprotein beta-1,3-N-acetylglucosaminyltransferase activity. The transcript is spliced from 17 exons.
UCUUAUCCUCCAGUCCGUCUCUAUCACUCUCCACCCGCACAGGACGAGGAAGAGAUAUGUUCAAUUUCGUCUUCAUGGUGACUUUAGGGAUAGUGAUUGUUACGAAAGUUCAGGGGAACGAUGUCGCAACCUCAUAUGGGGGAGAGAGGAUGGAAAAGAAAAAGAAAAGUGGAGAUGGAAGAAGAAUUGAAGGAGGGAGAGGAACAAAUGAAGGAAGAUUUCUCUACAUCAGUGUUUUCUCCAGUCGCAGGGAGGUGGAGGUGGAGCUGAAUGGAGUGAAGAUGGUAUGGGAGAGGGAUCCGCCCAUUCACCCGUGGCAGACAAGCCGCGGCAUGACAGAGUUGGAGAAGAAUGGCGCUGCUCUGUUUGUGUCUGUGUACAGUUUGUUGGACGGACACUUGCUGAUGAAAAGAACAUUCAACCUCUACAAGUAUGCCCACGACCUUUCUCUUCCACCAACCCUCGCCUCCAUAUCACCUGGUCGACUGCUCAUCAUGGCCGUUAAGACAGAUGCUGCUCUCAACAUGCCAAGAUCCACCUGUCGCUUAUUUUAUGAGCUAGGCGCUACCAGAGCACACCUCUUACCUGUCAGAGGAUAUUUAGCAUGGGUGCUAAUUACUGGAGGGCAGACAUGGGGGGAGGCGGUCUCCUUCCAACCCCAAACAAUCUCCCGCGUAAGUCAAAGCCCUGUGAAGAGACAAAUUAACAAACAGAUGAAGGAACUGAACGAGAAGGACACACGUUUCCGACAAGAGGACUGUUCAACAGAAGCUUCGAGACAUUCCUGUAAUAAUCAGGACCUCGUAUGUGAACAAAGCAUGAUGGAAACCUCUCCAGAAUUUUCUUCACCUGUUCAUAUGGAAGUGCUCUUGCCACUACUUGAUGAAGACUGCUGGGGCAGAAGGGAGGGCAGGGAGAGGAGCAGAGUAUUGUUUUGCAGGAAAUAUGAAGGUUAUGGUGAUCUCUGUAAUUGUGCCAACCCCGCCCCCCUGGACUACCCUGAGAGAAAGCUUGAGAACAGCAUCAUAGAGGAUGUUCCUGUGGGUGUUGCAGCCAGGUCGAGGCCUCAGGACCUUUACAAGUGUUUGGUGACGGUGUUGCGGCAGCCGGGGGCCAGCAGGCGGCGCCUGUUAGUGGUGAGGGAUGGUGAGGAGGAGGAAAUGACGGAGCUGCUACAGUUGUUACAGGUAAAGUACGUCAUCAAUCAACAAUUGGAAGGACGCAUGUUUCCUUCACCGGGAGUAAGAAUUUCUCUGCACAUCCGCUUCGUCCUCCACUCCCUUUUUCACGUGGCUUUUCCUUCCUCUUCCAAGGCCAUCAUUUUGGAAGAAGAUCUUCUUCUCGCUCCUGACUUCUUCAGCUACUUCAACCAGACCUCCUGGCUUCUGGACGCUGACCCAAGCCUAUACUGCGUGAGUGCCUGGAAUGAUCUGGGCGCCCUUCACGUGGCCUCGAGACCUGACCUCGCCUACAGAGUGGAAACGCAUGCUGGCUACGGAUGGAUGGUGACCAGGUCCUUUGUGGAUGAGGUGUACGACAGGUGGAAAACCGCUGAAAAGGACCAUGACUGGGACAUAUGGUUCAGGAGCACGGAGGUGAGAGGUGGCAGGGAGUGUGUGGUCCCUGAUGUGUCCAGAACCUACCACGCUGGGGCCACCGGAGCUCAUAUCAAUGGUCUCCUUUCACAUAUCUUCUUCACGGCCCAUCCUGUCACCAGCACCACAGAUAUAAAGAUACAGAAUGUGCACAGACUCAUACAGACGGCCUACGAAGAAGACUUGUACCGUGUCCUUGAAGGAGACAACGUUUUGUUCUUAGAUAACGUUAAGCACCCAUGUUCUCGAGACUACGUGCCUAAGAACUUUACGGCUGGCCCAGUUGUCAUUUUCUUUUCCAUGACUGGCAAAGAUCAUCAUCUUGGAUGGAAGAAAAUGGGAGCAUGCCUAGGAGUGUGGAAUUUGGAUACUCGAUCCCAUCAUCGAGGGUUGUUCCGACUUACAUAUUACAGCACUGAGCUUUACUUGAUCGGCUACCCUUACAGUGAUUACAGUUACAUACGUGGCUGGUGGACACAUGUGGUCAUUGAACCAGGACCACGGGAAGAGGUGUUGUUAGGUGAGCGAACCAUCGAGAACCGUGCCAGGUACAGACUCCCUCACCUUGAACACCUGGCACCUUACCUGGUUGUUGAAGGAAGAAGGGAAGAUGCUGAAUUUGUUUCUCGCUAAAAAGAAUGACUAAUACAAUCAGUUACAACAUGCAUUUGGCUUAAAACAAGUCAUGAAAAAAAGUGAUUUCGCUCGGCUUUGCAGCAGCUUUAUCAAGUUUUCCAGGUUUGGAUAUUUUCGGAAAUAAAGAAGCGAGCCCAACGUGUUAGUCUUUACCUUACUGUAGUUAU